Molecule: messenger RNA, 504 nt
Organism: Humulus lupulus (European hop)
Lineage: Eukaryota; Viridiplantae; Streptophyta; Magnoliopsida; Rosales; Cannabaceae
Product: secreted RxLR effector protein 161-like
Exons: 1
Coding region: 1-504 (167 amino acids)
Source: RefSeq, a predicted model, not a curated record
AUGCCCGAGUGCAAGCCCAUCUCAACACCUAUGGAAGCUAAUGCCAAGUUAUGCGUGCAUGAAGGGAAGGACUUGCAAGAUGGAGCAAUGUACCGACAUCUUGUUGGUAGUCUAAUUUACCUAACAUUGACUCGACCAGAUAUCUUGUAUGCAGUUGGUGUAGCAAGUAGGUAUAUGCAACACCCAAAGAAACCUCAUUUGGAAGCAGUGCGACAAAUGUUGAGGUAUGUUAAAGAUACCAUUAACUAUGGCCUCUUAUAUAAGAAAGGUGACGAGGUUAAGAUAGUUGGAUACUGUGAUGUUGAUUAUGCUGGAAAUCAUGAUAUCCGUCGAUCAACUAUUGGAUAUGUAUUCAAGCUUGGAUCUGGAGCUGUAUCUUGGUAUAGCAAAAAGCAACCAACGGUGUCCUUGUCAACCACUGAAGCAGAAUAUAGAGCAUCAGCAAUUGUAGCUAAUGAAGGUUCUACACCAAUCUAUGGACAAUGCAAUGCCACUUUAUUGUGA